AUCUGUCAUCGCAUUGGUGGCUGGCACACGCGGCUUCUUUCAAAGGCAGGCAAAGAGAUACUGUUGAAGACUGUCGCUCAAGCCAUGCCCCAGUACGCCAUGAGUGUGUUCGCUUUACCCAUCAGCACUUGUCAAAGAAUUGAGGGCCUCAUGAACAAGUUUUGGUGGCAAAGUGGUGGUAAAAACUCCUCGGGUAUCCAUUGGCUAUCAUGGAAGCGGAUGACGAAACCCAAAAAAUUUGGAGGCCUCGGCUUCAAGGACAUUCAUGCGUUUAAUUUAGCAUUGCUUGGCAAGCAAGGUUGGAGAUUGCUAACUAAGCCUCACUCACUUCUCUCUAAGGUCUUCAAGGCUAGGUACUAUCCUAAGGGCUCCUUCUUGGAGGCCUCCACUGGGCCUAAUCCUAGUUUCGUCUGGAGAAGUAUAUUGGCGGCACAACCAUUGAUCAAGGAUGUCAUUCGCCGUAGGGUCGGAAACGGCGAAGGUACUCUUAUUUGGGCUGACCCGUGGCUCUGGGACUCUUCAAAUCCGAGGGUUUCUACACCUAAACCUAGUUUCUGCCCGGACUUUCCGGAUGAUUGGUAUUGGCCGUUGGAGGCGACUGGAUGCUACUCGGUCAAGUCGGCUUAUCGGAAGCCGGUGGGGGAGGCUGCUAACACUACGGGUCUUACGAAGAAGGGCGUGGAGCUUGAUAAUAUUUGCCCGUCUUGUGGUGCUAAAGGAGAGUCCCUUGAGCACGUCUUCAUUGCUUGUCCUUUGGCAGCUGCGGUCUGGAGCUGCUUGAAGUUUACUGUGGCGGCGCAUGGCUGUUUUGUCUCGUGGGCAGAGGGGCUGUUCCGCAACGCCCAGGGCAGCACUAUUGCUUUGUUUGUGGCAGGUACCUGGGCAGUUUGGAAGGCUAGAAAUGCAGCCUUAUGGGAGAAGAAGGUAGUCAGGCCGAUUGUGGUGGCGGAGUGGGCAACGGCGGCGACACGAACCCAUGCAACAGAUCUGCCCCGUGUGUUGUCCUCGCCUCAGGUGGCUGCGUGGAGGGGUCUCAAAUGUAUGGUGGAUGCCGCUCUUCACGUGCGCUCACAUGCGGUUGGGGUGGCAGCGAUCUUGUUGAGGGAGGAUGGAUCCUAUGGGGGUGCCUUUAGUAGAAUCGUUCGUUGUCCCUUUGAGGCUCGAGUUGGGGAGGCUUUUGAGGUCAAGGAAGCAUUGUCUUGGCUCAAGGAGAGGGGUGUCACAGAGGUUGCUUUGUUUUCUGAUUGUUCGUUGCUCAUCCAGGCCUUAAACAAGAGGCAAGCUGAAGACCGAUCUUACCUGGGAAUUAUCGAGAGCGAGUGUAGGCUUUUGGCCUCUUCUUUCUCACAGGUUCAUUUCUGUUACUUUUCAAGGCGUUUUAAUUCUAUUGCUCAUGUUUUGGCUAAGAACUCUGAGGAUGGAGGCAACAUUUGGCCGUCCGAUCCACCUGCUUGUAUUUCGCACUUAAUUGGUUAAUGACAUGUUGUUCUUUGCUUCAAAAAAAAAACUUACUCUUGCU
Cuscuta campestris is the source of this 1519-nucleotide messenger RNA. The record is from the annotation of a GenBank genome assembly. Lineage: Eukaryota; Viridiplantae; Streptophyta; Magnoliopsida; Solanales; Convolvulaceae.